AUGGCAAAUUUCUUGGUCCGUGAAACCCUGGGAUAUGAAGAGUUUUCUGAAGCUCUCAUUCGGCUAUGGGAAGAACAGACCGGUAUUGAUCCUGCUGAAAGAAAUUUUGGUUUGCCACCUAUUUCUGAAUGGGAUUGGUGGGAUGAUGACUAUGAGUAUGGCUAUAUGGGGGGCAUGGAUGUCACUACUGGUGAUGCGGAACAUCAGCAUGAUCCUGCGGCUACUGCGGCAGCUGCAUCCUCUCCUGAGCAAGGCGCUGAACCUCCUGUAAGUGCGGCUCCAGGCUCCUCACCGAGUCAUCGAGUUGGUGCGGCCUCUGAGCAUUCUGCGCCAGGACCUGAAAGUGAUCCGGGAAAGCCCAAAAUACCCCAAGAUGUUUCAGAAGUUUCUUUGGCAGACUCCUUCAUCAUGGGUGUCCUACGUGGUUGGCGUUUGUUGAAGGCUGCAAGCCUCACCCCAGAAGAAACUAGAGACAUUUUGUCCACUACUCAAAACAAAUUGGACUUCGAAGCCAUCAGCCAAGCCUUGUCUGCACUUUGGGACGAACAGUUGCUUGGCCACCGAUAUUCACAACAUGCUGGACGUCAUGGAAGUUCUAACAAUGCUCUAUGGCAUGAAUGGCAUGAUGAUGGAUGGGAUGAUGGCUAUGAGAUUAACUAUGAUGAGAUGUGGACUUGGGGAAACGAUGAUGGUUGGUGGAAUGAUGGUCAAUAUCAUGAUGAAUGGCAUGAACAUGAAUGGCCCGACGAAACCUCCUCUGCCAAGGAAGUUCAGACUACCUUGUCACCCGACGAGGAAGAGCGACUUCAAGAUGCUCUUCAAGCUGAACAGGUUGCUGAGCAGUUAGCUGCCGAAGCAAGGCGCACUUGGCAAGAGGCCCAGAAAACAACCCAACAAUUGAAACGUGAUCGAGGUUUUGGACAUGUCAACACUGUCAACAAUGGUCGUUGUUUCAAUUGUGGUGGUAACCAUUUGGUUAGGGAUUGUCCUGAUAGACGUCAUGGGAACUACCCCAAGGGCAAGUUUUCUGGGAAGGGCAAGGGCAUGUUUUGGAGCUCGAAGGGCAAGAGUCCUUACCAUUCGAAAGAUGGCAAUGGCAAGGGCUUUAACAAGAACCCCGUGAAUGCCUACGCACUCUAUGGCAUGGAACUGGCCUCAACGACGAAGGCAUCAACCAGCACUGGCUCUAGCUCUUUGGCUUCCCAAGCUCAUGGCAUGCUGGACUGCGGAGCAACUGCCUCUGCAGCACCUGAAGUUUCUGCACAGGAGCUGGUGAUAGCUGUUUUGUCUCACGAUCGACAGGCGACUGUGAACAUCUUCUCAGCGCAGCGGCCAUACUUUCGCUUCGGCAAUGGGAAGUGGGGCAGAGCUAGUUUCGUCCUCUUGACUUUUAUACCACUCAGCAGUCAUGUUCCUCUUCCUCUACUACAUCUUCUCCUCUCAAGCAUGAUCGUGAAGAACUGUUGCGAAAACUUUUUCGAUGUGACCGCAACAUGCAUGCUGGACAAGAUCACCGCGGAGGAAAAGCUGAACAACAAAGUUCAGUACCUGCUGGAAAAGCCCAACGUCGAGAACUCCUUGAAGGUUCCAAAGUCCAAGGCAGCCUCAAAGAAUGUGGAGAAGAAGAUGGUUGUCACCAUGGGCUACAUGGACCAGAGCUCACCGAUGACAAGUCCUUCCGACAGCAGCUGGGAUCCGAUUCUGGAUUCACCAGAUCGUCGCAACUUGGAGGACUUCCUGACCGAGCAGGAAAAGAUCGACCUGCGCAACCUGGUGCUUGCAAGAAAGGGGAUGACACCACCCGACGAAGUCAUCCUCACCGAGGUCAUGAAGAUGGUGACGAUGAUGACGACAACCAUGAGUCACCUCGCCUUGAAGAUCGCCAUGGAUGGACGUGAAUGUUUAUGGGAGAUUGCAUGUGCUGACAACAGUUGGCUGACUCAAGCGGCUCUCAACCAUGGUCUACCUGCCCGAAGGAUCAACUAUAAACAAGGUUUUGACCUCUACAAGAAGUCUGCAUGGAUGGAGAUGGAACGCCUGCGAAAAGUCAAGCGUCCCAAGAAACUUUGGCUCUCACUACCGUGCACUCAUUGGUGUCAAUGGACCAAUGUCAACUACAACACUGAUGAGCGCAAGGCGGUCCUCGAAGAUCUUCGUCGACGAGACCGUCGAAUGAUGCACUAUGCCAAGGACUUCAUCCUCAAUGCUGUUGAUGACGACCCAGACAUUGAUGUGUACUGGGAGUGGACUUUUCCAUGUUCUGGAUGGUCUCAGCCUCCUAUGGUCUCGCUGCAGCAUGGACUUUUGCAACGUGGCCAAUCAUGGGAGCGCUGCAGAAUCGAUGGAUGCAACUAUGGGAUGCGAAACUCUGAUGAUUCAGCGUUUAUCCACAAGCGCUGGGAGAUUCGCACCAAUGAUGAGCUCUUCCAUCGCAACUUCAAGUGCAAGGUUUGCCCUCGAAAUCAUCAACAUGCUCUCAUACAGGGGAUUGAAACAGCUCGCUCUGCAUACUAUCCAGUGCGGAUGGUGGAAGCAAUUGUGCGGCAUUGGAAGAAUCAACUUGCUCCUCAACGUCAUGUACAAGCCUUGACUUCUCCUGACGCUGUGGUGAACUCCAAGCAUGCAGAGUGUGAUGUGAAGUGGACUCAACGUCUUCAAGCUCUACCUGUUGAAGAAGUUCUUCCUCCUGUACCUGAUGAUGGUGAUUUGUCUGACGGCUAUGAACCCUCUAUACUUGAAGCUCCUCAACAUGACGCUGAUGUCAGUGAACAAGAACGAAAAGAAUGGCAUGUCAAACUGCAGCACUACCAUCGUGCAGCAGGACAUCCAUCAAAUCGGAACUUGAUUCACCUGUUCCGAGAUGCUGGACUUCCCAAAUGGAAGAUUGAAAUGGCCCGCGAUUUUCGAUGCGAUGCUUGUGAUCGACUUCUACAAGGCAGCAAAAGCUCAGGUGAAGUACCAAGGGCGUCAACGCACCCUUUGUGCAAGGCAUGGGAAAUCGUUGGAGCUGAUUCCAGCGAAUGGCAUGUUCCCGACCAGAAGAUCAAGAUCAAAUUCAUUUUGCUCAUUGACUUUGCCACCAAACUACGUGCGGUGCAUGUGGUGAAAUCGUAUGGACUUACGCAAAUGUUGUCCGAAAGUUCUGAAGAUGUCAUCAAGGCGAUUGCUGAAAAGUGGCUGGCCGAUAAGCCGAAACCCCGACUUAUUGUGCCUGACAACUCCUCUGUCUUCACGGCCACCGACGUGAACGAGUUCCUCACCAAUGUGGGCAUCCAACUUAGCCUGCCGGCUGAGAAGGAAUCAUGGGCUCAUGGACUUGUUGAAUCAGCAAUCAAAGAUGUGAAGAUGACGGCUUCUGCAAUUCAACUUGGACAACCAACUCUUCCUCCUGGAGUUUCUCUUCAACUUGCGUGUGCGGCUCUCAACAGUACUGAGUAUACCAAGGGCUAUUCCUCUUUUCAGUGGUGCUAUGGCAAGGACUACACCAUAACCGAUGAAGAGAUCAGAACCUUUGCCAGCUUGCCGGACACCACCAAGCACUUUGAGUAUGAGGCCCUGGUUCGAGCUCGACAAGGACGUGUUGUUUUCCAUGAAGUUCUUCAUCAUCAAGAAGAAGGCGAUGAGAGAAGACACAUCCUAUGGGUGUUGGUGGGAUCGCAACUGUUGCGAUGCAGUGCUCAUUCGGUGAGACCGGUCACCGACACCGAGCGUGUCACUUUUGAAGUGUGUGACAAACAAGACGUCACCAAAUGGAAAUCCUUGGCUGAUGUCCUACCUCAGCGCGAAUACCUUGACAUCACUGAUCAGGUUCCUGGUGAAGAUGAAUGUGAGCAUCCAGACCUACCUGAUCGACCUGAUGAAUCAACGGCUGUGCCUGCAGCUGUUGCCAAGAAGGCCAAGAAGGUUUUCCAGAAAGGCGUCACUUUUUCUGAUCCUGCACUUCAACCACGUUCCAAGAUCGUUGGCAAGAAAUCCUUGACUCCAGAUGACUGGAAGCCCAAAGCAGGUGAUGAUGAUGUUGAACUACUACCUGAACCUGGCAGUGCUUCUCAACCUGCAGCACUGGAACCUGCGGCUUCUGACUCUCCUGACCUUGAAGAGUUGUUGGAGCGCGAUGUCAACGACUAUGAUGUUUCUCCUCGACCUCUACCAGACCCGAAGAAGCAAAAGAUCAACGAUGACAAAGACAUGAGAACCCUGCUGAGGGAACAACACUCCUCUCAGUAUGACCUCAAAUGGGUGGAGGAACUACAUCAGCCAGAUGAUGGACUUUUGGACUUUUACCAUCUGGUUGUUGACAAUGACUUGGAUUGCCUCUCCAUGCAGUUUGACUUGGACUUUGUGUCAAACCGGCAGUUCAAGAAUUUCCUCAGAAGCCCCACUGCGUAUCUGGUCAAAAAGAUGCGUGACUCUGAAGUGGUUCUCAGCAAAUUGUCUCCUCAACAUCGUGAACUUUUUGCACGUGCCAAGGGGAAAGAAAUUGACAGCUUCCUCAAGAAUGAAGCAGUAAAAGCCUGCCACCGAAAUGAUGAAGUUCGAGAAGCCAUGGGCAGUGGACGCAUUGUCCGCGCUCGCUGGGUGUUAACCUGGAAACUUGUGCCUCCUGAAGAUCAAGAUGAAGCGCGACAAGAUGCUUCAACGAAUCCUUCCACAACACAUACUUCAGAUGGUCUCAAGAAGGCGAAGGCACGAAUUGUGCUACUAGGGUUUGAACAUCCUGAGAUUGGCAAUGUGGACUACAAAACGUCCUCACCUGUGCAGUCUAUGUUGGCUCGCAACUUGCUCUACCAGGCCACUUGUCAACACUCGUGGCAACUUGAAGGUUUGGAUUUAGCAACUGCUUUUCUUCAGACGGCUCCUACGUCUGCAGAUGCCAACUUGUGGACUUAUGGUGUAGCUGAACUUCGCACAGCACUUGGGUUGGACAGCAAUGGCAUCAUGAAAGUCAUGCGUAACAUCUACGGUAGAACUACUGCUCCUCGUGGACUAUGGCUCGACCUGCACAAGACCCUCACUGGACUUGGCGGAUAUCCUGCCUUGGGUGAAAGAUGUCUCUGGGUUUGGUAUGAUGAAGACCCCGAGACCAAGCAACCCUUCACCAUUGGCAUGAUGGGCGGCCAUGUGGAUGACUUUCACCGAACUGGUGACUCAAACAAUGCAAAGUGGAACGAAGUUUGCAGAAAAAUAGAUGCAGCGUACCGAUGGGGAACAGCCAAACACUCUGCAUAUCGUCAUGCUGGCACUGAUGUUCAGGUGAAACGUGACAACGAUGGCGACCUUGUCAUCACCGUCAACCAGCAGUACUAUGUGGACUCCCUGCCGGACCUUGAUAUUUAUGCAGAUAGAUUACGACAAGAAGAUGCACGAAUGACCUCUCAUGAGAUUGCAGCUUGCCGUGGUGCUCUUGGCGCACUACAAUGGCUAGCAAUACAAACUCAGCCACAACUUUGUGCUCGUUGUAAUCUCCUCCUCACUGAAGUCAUUAAGUUUGGGAAGAUGAGUUAUGCCAUGGAAAUUCAACGUAUGAUUGGCGAAAUUCGCCGUGAAUCCUAUGAGCUCAAGUUCUUCAAGCACAAAACUGCGAAGACCUGGCGCGAUGUUUGCUUCAUAACAAUGGCUGACCAAGCGCAUGCGAAUCGAGACAAAGGUGAUUCAACUGGUGGGAUCAUCACUUUGAUGAGUGGUCCUGAAGCUCUUAAAGGAGAAGUUUGUCCUAUGUCUCUUUUGGCCUGGCGAACUUGGAAGCUUCGUCGCAAAGCUCUUGGAUCAAAUGACGCAGAAGUUCAAGCAGUACUUGAAGGUGAAGAUUGGAAUUUCCGCGCCCGACUUCUCUGGUGCGAAAUUCAUGGUGCUGGACUUUCUCGUCCUCGCGAUGCCAACAAAGUGGAAUUCUCAGAAGAGAUGGUGAAACAAGUAGAAGGACUUCUUUGCACUGACAGCAAAGGUGGUUUUGAUGCAGUGCUCUACAACGAGAGUCCUCUCCUUGGCCUGAGCAACACUCGCUCUGCUCUCCAAGCUCUUCAACUUCGAGAAUAUCUUCAGCGUGCUGGCUCAAAGCUACGUUGGGUAGCCAGUGACUAUGACUUGGGCGAUAGUCUGACAAAGAAGCGUCCAGACUGUCGUGUGGGCCUCCAGAAGUUCCUCAAAACAUGGCUGUGGGCUGUGAAAUAUGAUCCACAGUUCAUUGCCUCAAAGAAGAACAAAAAGGAAGGAAAGACAGCGAUCAACCAGAUCGACGAUUACCUGAGUGGCAAACCUGAUCUUUCUUUCUAUGCUGGUGCAACUGAUCCAUGUCAGGUUCGCCACUACGACUUCAUGUUCGACCACUGGCCCUUGUCUGCAAUGCUUGGCUCAGGAGGGGCCCCUUUUCUUUGA
This is a messenger RNA of Cladocopium goreaui, 6375 nucleotides long. NCBI's taxonomy places the organism in Eukaryota, Dinophyceae, Suessiales, Symbiodiniaceae. The record is from the annotation of a GenBank genome assembly.